Amphiprion ocellaris (clown anemonefish) is the source of this 5709-nucleotide messenger RNA. It is a transcript of the gene rragd, whose product is annotated as ras-related GTP binding D. Gene Ontology annotation, biological process: cellular response to starvation; cellular response to amino acid stimulus; positive regulation of TOR signaling. Lineage: Eukaryota; Metazoa; Chordata; Actinopteri; Pomacentridae. The record is from RefSeq and is a predicted model, not a curated record. Gene Ontology annotation, cellular component: nucleus; lysosome; Gtr1-Gtr2 GTPase complex. The transcript is spliced from 5 exons. Bases 133 to 1248 code for a protein of 371 amino acids. Gene Ontology annotation, molecular function: GTPase activity; GTP binding.
UAUGCGGGGACUCGGGGGUGAAAGUUCACCAGCAUGGCUCUCACGUAUCAGUUGACAAUAUGGCCAAGUUGGACAUAAGAAGCGGCUUGAAUUCAAAGUAAAAAAGCAAGACAUCAGGAGGAAAAAAUCAACAUGACGAGCGACAGGGUUUCAUCGCUGGGCGCAGAGGAGGACGACACAGCUCUGGCAUACUAUGACGACGACGAUCUAGAGGCAUUUUCAGUCGCCGGUCUGGGCUGUGAGGACGGAGUUCCGGGCUUCAGUGACUCUCUGAAUGGAGAUGUCAAACCUCGUAUCUUGUUAAUGGGCCUGAGAAGGAGUGGGAAGUCCUCCAUCCAGAAAGUGGUUUUCCAUAAAAUGUCACCCAAUGAAACUCUGUUCCUGGAGAGUACCAAUAAGAUCUGCAGGGAGGAUGUCUCCAGCAGCUCCUUUGUCAGCUUCCAGAUCUGGGACUUCCCUGGCCAGAUUGACUUCUUCGACCCAAGCUUCGACUACGAAAUGAUCUUCAUAGGCACAGGAGCUUUAAUCUUUGUCAUCGACUCACAGGAUGACUAUGUGGAGGCACUGAGUAGAUUGCAUCUUACAGUGACCAGGGCCUACAAAGUCAACCCAGAUAUCCACUUUGAGGUAUUCAUUCACAAAGUGGAUGGCUUGUCAGACGACCACAAGAUCGAGAAGCAGAGGGACAUCCACAAACGUGCAAAUGAUGACCUUGCAGACACAGGCCUUGAAAGAAUACACCUAAGCUUUUAUUUAACCAGUAUAUAUGACCACUCCAUAUUUGAGGCUUUCAGUAAAGUGGUCCAGAAGCUCAUCCCACAGUUGCCAACACUGGAAAACCUGCUCAACAUCUUCAUAUCUUUCUCUGCUGGACCGACCGGUUCGUUGCCAGCCUGUCUGUUCCGCCUGUCUCCUUGGCUGCCUCCGUGCUGGUUCCCUUCCCGGCUUUCUCUGCGGCACGUCCAGCCGCCGCCGAUCCCCGCGGCACGUCCAGCUGCUGCCGGUCCCCGCAGCACGUCCAGCCGCUGCCGGUCCCUGCAGUACGUCCAGCCCCCGCUGACCUCCGCGGCACGUCCAGCAGCGCCGGUGUGCGUCCCUGGGACCGCCGGUUGCCCGAGCCUCUUGCUGCCGAGUCCCUCCACCAGCGAAGGACCCUGUGAAGUCCCCAAGAAACCACCACUGGGGUGCAGUGAGACCUUUAUGGGCAAAGGCCCCAGCUCAACAUUCACCUUUGGACAGCAUACAUAGGAGAGUGAGAGGAACUACUUCUGUCGUGGCAGCCUUUAGGCGGAGAGAGAGAGACCCCAGUUGACUAACUGGAAAUGGCUGAGACAGGCUAAGAAGGUCUGCUACCUCUCUGGAGUCAGCACAAUGGUCUAUCUCCUGGAGUCCAGGACAAUGCCCAAAAAUGUUGUCACCUUGGAAGGUUGGAGCCUGCUUUUCUUGCUGUUCAACUGGAGACCUCACCCAUGAAUGUGCUCCAAGAGUAGAGCCACAUGAUGGCAGCAUUGUUCCUCUGAGCCUGCAGAGACCCACCAGUUAUCCAGAUAAUUGAGGAUCCUGAGCCCUUGCGGUCUCAUAGGUGCAAGGACUGCAUCCAUGCACCGGGUGAAUGUCCAGAGAUAUGCUGAAAGGUAGGACUUGAAACUCAAUUAUUCUGCCCUUGAAGCUAAACCUCAGGAACCACCAGUGUCCCUGCUAUAUGGAUAUCUGGAAGUAAGCAUCCUUGAGGUCAGUUGUAGCAAACCAAUCUCCUGCAGAGAUGGCUUACCUGACCCUGGGAACCAUCAACAUUCUGCACCUCUAUGAAGAUACUCGUUGAGCCCUCUGAGGUCCAGGAUAAGGUCUCCCCUGUCUCACUUGGGAACCAAGAAAUACCGGGAAUAGAACCCUGCCCAAUGGUUCCCGUCUUUCACCUCCCUUAUGAUUUUUUUCUCCAGGAGAGUGGAUAGCUCUUCUCGCAACAUAUGACCUCAUUACAGUCUGUGAAGUACUUUAAGUGGGAGCCAGUGGAACAUAGUGUUCAUCACCUACCAACCCACACUCAAAGCCUGCCAUGUCGCUAUGUGACGGAUUAAUAGUACAGCCAAACUGGCUAGUUUUCAAGAAUUUUAAGGAUAGAGGAGGCACUUUAAGAAUCCCUGAGUUUUAGUAGCCGACCAUCCUCCUUUCCCCUGACGGAAAUUAUUAUGCCAGCGAAAGGCCUGUAGGUGGGGCUUGAGGUCCCCUGGUCCCCACUGUGGGAGGUCUGAUGUUGGGUGAAGUACCGUUGCUCUGGCCGCAUUAAACCUAUAGCUUCUACAAAGGUUACCCGGUACUGCUUGUGCACAGCAACAAUUUUCUUGAGCUUGCUGCAACAUUUUCACUGCAUCUUCACCAAAUAUAGCUGAAGGGUCUACUGGCAGUUUCAGAAAGCAGUCUUGAUCCCUUUGCUGGAGCUGGGACUGAGACAGCCACAGGUGGUGUCUAGCAACCCCAAGGAGGCCAAAGCGCUGCCUGUAGUGUUCCUUCAUAAUGGAGGAGAGACAUGAAGAAGCUGACUGGAGCUCAUUCACAAUGCUGGAACCCCAGGGUCUUCCCGUAGCUCAUGAGACAGGUGACGGAGGUAAAGGGACAUAAUGGCUCCAGUGUUAGCCAGUUGGAUCUGCGUAGAUAAAGACAUGUGCAGCUUUGCAAGCAGGCCAUACAUAAUCCUGCAGUUCCUGCUAGGGCAGGUGGACGUACAUAAAAUCAACCUGGAAGUCGAGACAAGAAGCGGGAGAGCUGGAUACAUGGGAGGAGCAACCCACAGGCAAAUUUCUCCACGUCUUUCAUGUUAGACAGUAUACGACAUGAUACAGACAACCUGUGUGCAGCUGCUUGUGCACUGAAUUGAUUGCACACCAGGUGCUUAAAAUCAGACAGAAGGGGCACCUACACUGGUGUGAUGGGUGCCUCCCCAUACUCCUCAAACUGGGAUGAAUGCGCCACAAGGUUCCCAGAGAGGGCUACAACCACAGCCCUGGUUGCCCUGCUAAUCAGCUCAAGAGACAUCAGCCAUUUAGCCGAUGUGAAAUUCGGCACUCAACAAGGACUACCACUGAGCACAUCAACUGCACCACAGCAAUAUGCUUCAGAGGCGUCAGCAGUGUGAUGCUGAUGCGACCAGAGGAAAGUUUCUUCAACUGCUGUACAGCCAACAGGAGUUGGCGCUCAGCAGGGAUUCCACCAAACAUGUUAACUCGCGAACCCACAAGCAAUUAUCACAGUUGUGAUAAUGCUCUUAAGGGAUGCCAGCUCGACCAGGCUGGAUGAGUCUGAAUUUACUCCAAGCUUCCUCAGGUGUCAGAUGUGGGCUCUCCUCCACAUCCAGCUCAUGACUGCAUUUGAGUUUACUGUAUCCUCCCCCAUCUGGUUUGUCAUCAUCAUCAUCUCCUCUAUCUGGCAUCUUAUUCCUUGCAUCAUACUCUCUGUCAGGUCUAACAGCAGCCUGCUGGGAAUCUGAAGCCGUUUGUUCAGCUGUGUUCUGCUGUGAGGAGGCAGCAAAUCUUCCUACCAUCAGAAGGAUCAUCUGACCCACCCACCCAUCCUGCUGUUAGUCAACUCGAGAAUCUUACAUAAGUCUAAUUUAAUUAUCAUAUGUUUAGUUGUUAUUUGUUCAGUUUUAAAAUCCCAGAACGCAGCUGUCGUCUCAUCAUGAUGUAGUGUCACUACACUUCGUAGUUAAAUUGCACUUAAUUUGGGGACACCAUCUCAGUUUACUGACUUAAUUCUAGAUUAAGUCUCAAAGAGGCUUUAAUUAAAAUGAAGUUGAUCAAUUUGUUAGCUGAAAGUCUUAAGUUCUGAGAACUGAGAGCAAAGGUGCAGGGUAAUUUCUAUUGAUUCUUAUUGGCUUAGUUUAAAAGAAUCAAGUGUAAGCUCAAACUUAAAAGGAAGGUGAGCAAUAUAUACACAAGAAGUCUCAAAAGACAAAAAAAAUUAAGAGCUACAAAAGACAUAAAUGUGCAAAGGAUGAAAGAAGUGAAAAAGCGAAAAAAUGAAAAGGAGAAAAAAAGGAGAAAGGAAAAAAGAGGAACAAAAGUAGUCUUCUAGUUUUAUUCUCCAAGGCCCAAGGGUGCAGAUUGAGGGCGUGGAGAGAAGUUUGCCACAAAUUUUUGUAACUCAGCUCCUCUCUCUUUGUUAUGAGGAGAAAACGCUGCAUUUCUUAAAUCAAAUUAAAAAUACAUUAUACGCGCAAACGUGAUCUAUUCAUCUCUCUCUGUAACCCAUCAGCAUGAAAUAAGAUCAGUGAUAUACAUGUACAGGGUGGGUCAUAAGUUUCCAUAUAGAGGAAAAAUAAAAAAAUUUAUUUUGAACAACCGUUUUUAUUUAUAUAAUGUGCUCGAUAUGAUUACCAUUGUUUCAAAAAUGCAUAUUAAUAUGUGUUUUCCACUGUUGAUGGACUUGCAUUAGCACAGUUGAAGCUAUGCUUGUAAUGGCAUUGGUGAUACGUUCCUUGAGGUGAUUUAUGUCUUGUAUCUUCACCUGAUACACCAUGGCCUUCAAGUGCCCCCAAAGAUAGCGUCAAACACAUUUUCUAGGGUAUCUGAAACAUAAAAAAAUAUACAUUAUGCAUUCUCCUGUGUAUGGAAACUUAUGGCCCACCCUGUACAUCACAUGAUAGCCUUGGCUACACAAAAAAGAAAUAAGAUCUGAAAACACACCCACUGAUCUGAAAACAUACAUUCAUAUGUUAUCGUGGGUGAAUAUAAGACACUGAGUAAAGUAUAUAGUUCUAAUUAUAAUCGAUUUCUCCUAUUAGCACAUUUAAUCAAUGGUAACAAAUCUAUCAAUGAUGAUUUAGUCUCAACAUCACCGGACCUUCCAAUGUCACUAGAUGGCACUGUGGGUUUACAUUAAAAAUGUAAAUAUUUCGGUAAAGUAUUUGUCCCCAUAUCACCUACAACUUAUUGACAAUGAGGUAUGUACAAGCACACAAAACAGAGACUAGAAAAGCAGUUAUUUAGUACAUGUAUGCAUCAAUGUAAAAAGUGAGAGCAUUACUCUAGAUCCCUGCUGGUAUGCAGCAACAGUUUUAUGAUUGUUUCUUUAUCAGCUGGCAGUUUUAUGGCGGGAGUAGGUCCAGAAAACUAAACAAAAUGGGGUUUGUUACCUGUCUUGACUUCUCCCUUGGCAUUUCAAAGAGGGCCAAGCUGUGUCUGCUACACUGGAGAACGGUGACCACAGAAACUGCUUCUAUCAAUUCUUGUGCAUGAGAGUGUAAAAUCUGGUUUCCCAUGGGGUGUCACUUACAUUUGUGUAAUGUAUUUAUAUUUUAUUUUUUUUUACUGACAGAAUGAUGACUGACAAAAAUUAUGACACACUUUUAUAAUAUUCAAAAUACACAGAAUUUAGAAAACUGAAUUUGUUCCAGUGCCUGGAUCAUCUCCAUCUAUGACACUUACACAGUCUAUUUCACAACCAUUCUAAAAAGAUUUUGACAUUAGACUUUGAGUUAGAUUUAGAUGAUUGAAAGAUUAAACAUAACAAUUGAUCACAUUAAAUUAUUUUAUGUUUAAUGCUGUCUUAUCUUAUUUUUGAUCUCCUACCUGACUAACAGACGUUUCUGAAAUAAAAGACAAGAAAAAUGCAUUGAUCUGUCUGUCAAGAAAACAGUUUGUGUAGAAGAUAGUACCUCAACCUGGCAUAGGAGUUAAUUAAAGGAUCCAAUUCAUGAUUUGCACUUAAUGU